Molecule: messenger RNA, 1473 nt
Organism: Fulvia fulva
Lineage: Eukaryota; Fungi; Ascomycota; Dothideomycetes; Mycosphaerellales; Mycosphaerellaceae
Product: Aldehyde dehydrogenase
Exons: 2
Coding region: 1-1473 (490 amino acids)
Molecular function (GO): aldehyde dehydrogenase (NAD+) activity
Source: RefSeq, a predicted model, not a curated record
AUGGUCGACUUCCUCUUCAGCAAAGAUAACCUGCCAAAGCAGCUGAUUAUCAACAACGAGUAUGUCAACUCGAAAAGCGACAGGAAGCUCUCGGUCAGAAAUCCCAAGAAUGGAGAGCUCGUUGCAGACGAUGUGCCCAUAGCAGGGGAGCAGGAUCUUGACGCUGCGGUUACCGCCGCUGAGAAAGCCUUUCCAGCAUGGAAGGCAACUCUGCCCAGCAAGAGACGUGAUAUGCUCAACAAGCUUGCCGAUCUGAUCGAUGAGCAUGGCAAAGCACUGGGCGAGCUGACCAGAAUCACUCUGGGUGCACCGUGGGGCAGUUUCGGACUCUUCGAGGUCAGUCUAUGUGCAGAGACUUUGCGGUACAAUGCUGGAUGGACAGACAAGUUCGCAGGCGAGUCCUACCCGCAGGAAGACGGCUUCCUCAAGAUCGUUCGUAACGAACCAUUGGGUGUGACAGCUGGCAUCAUUCCUUGGAACGGCCCCAUCGGUAAUGUUGGCCUGAAGGCAGGUCCUGCUUUGGCGACUGGAAACUGCUUCAUCUUGAAGCCUUCGGAGAAGACGCCGUUCGCAGCUCUGGCAUUGCUUCCACUCAUCAAGGAAGCUGGCUUUCCACCGGGAGUGUUUCAAAUCUUGUCUGGGGAUGGUACUACUGGUGCACUGCUUGCCAGCCACAUGCGAGUGCGUAAGGUGUCUUUCACUGGCUCGAUCCCUACAGGCAAGAAGAUUCAGGAAAUGGCCGCUAAAUCCAACUUGAAGCGUGUUACUCUUGAGUUGGGAGGCAAAUCUCCUGCCGUGGUGUUCAACGACUGUAAUCUGGACAAUGCCGUUACAUGGACUGUGAAUGCCAUCACGGGUCACUCUGGCCAAGUCUGCUUCGCCGCUUCACGAGUAUACGUGCAAGAAGGCAUCUACGAUAAAUUCAUCGAGAAGUACAAAGAAGCUUUCGAAGAGCGCACGAAAGCACUAGGUGACCCUGACUCCGAGUCGACCCUCAUGGGACCACUGGUCGACGAAGCUCAGUUCAAGCGCGUGACCGGCUUCAUCGAGCGUGGCAAGUCUUACGAAGCAGGCACACUCCUCACCGGUGGAGCUCGUGUUGGCGACAAAGGAUACUUCAUCGAGCCUACCAUCUUCACCAACGUCAAGCCAGACGCCGAGAUCCAUACGGAUGAGAUCUUCGGCCCUGUGUCUGUAGUGCGUACAUUCAAGACUGACGAGGAAGUCCUCAAGAUCAGCAAUGAUAGCGAGUACGGGCUCAUGGCUGGGGUGUUCACGCAGGAUAUCAACAAGGCUAUGCGCGUUGCGAGUGCUUUUGAUUCUGGGAUGGUGGGCAUCAAUUGCAUUUCGUUGAUGAUGACGCAGGCGCCCUUUGGAGGCUCGAAGCAGAGUGGUGUUGGGAGAGAGGCGGGUGUUCAUGCUUUGAGGGCGUUUACGGAUCCGAAGACGAUUAUGGUGAAUAUGACGUACUAG